Messenger RNA from Monoraphidium neglectum, 1533 nucleotides. RefSeq lists its product as hypothetical. The record is from RefSeq and is a predicted model, not a curated record. Bases 1 to 1533 code for a protein of 510 amino acids. The transcript is spliced from 3 exons. NCBI's taxonomy places the organism in Eukaryota, Viridiplantae, Chlorophyta, Chlorophyceae, Sphaeropleales, Selenastraceae.
AUGGACGAUCGUGUAUGGGAAGACCUGCGGCACUCGCUGGCAGCGUCUGAGAGCCAGGCAGAGCUGUUUGCCGCGCUGGACGCAUGCGCCGCCGCCUUGGACGGCCCCGCUGGGUCACGCAGAGCGCAUGAAGUCGGUAUCCCCGCAAACCCGGGGCAACCAAGCGCCGGAGGUGCAGACAUGUCGCGCGUCACCGCGCGGCGGGAGGCCGAGCGGCGGCAGCUGCACGAGAUCGCAGAGGCCCGCCAGCCGGGGCUCAUGGCGGGGUGGGCAAAGUACUGUGCGGAAUUAAGGGAGCGCAAGCUGGGCUCUGGUCCGGGCGGUCGCCACAUGCGGGACGGGCCCUUCUGCUGCAACAUCAGCGUCUACGAGGGCGUCGUCUGCGAGAGCCGCGCCGACCCCGCCCACACCUGCAGGCGCUGCGGCCUCGUCUCCUACUGCGGCCCCGCGUGCCAGAGCGCGCACGCGGCCCGGCACGGCCGCGAGUGCACGUCGCGGCUGACGGGCGAGAGGUUUGUGCCAUCGUACCUGCUGGAAGGGCGCCGGCCCUCGUGGCUCAGGGACGAAUCACCGCUCGCUGCGCUAUUCAGGAGGCCGCGCCCGCAGGAGUACCUCUGGGGCAACCUGCCCGCGUACUCGCUCCUGCCAGAGGCGCUGGUGUCCGCGGCUGCCGCGGCGACCGCGGAAGGUGCGGAAGCUGCGGAGACGCCCAGGACAGCAGGCUCUGGCGUGAGCAGUGCGCGAGGCCAGCGGCAGGGGCCUGGCUGCGGGAUGCCAGACGGGAGCGGGGACGCGGCCUUGGCUUCCGCUCUGGGUGCGUCCGCGGAAGCUGUUGGCGUCGCCGGCGCCGGCGGCGCGCUGGCGGCGCCGCCGUUGGAGAUGCAUGUGCUGCUGCCGGCCAGCGGGGACCUGCGCCACGUCAUCAAGACCAUCAAUAGACUGCCACUGGGGCAGCAGGACGGCCCAGCCGCCAGCGCACCAGGCCGGCCCUUGAAGCUGCACGUGCACCUGAACGACCACCAUCCCAAGAUCGCCCUGCGCAAUCUGAUGGUGCUGCAGCUGCUCGGCAGCUACGGCCCAGACGCGGCCGACGCAGCGGCGGCGAUCAUCUACUCCACCGCCCUGACCAGCAGCCAGUACGUCGCACUGCUUGACUGCUCUGUACGCGUGCUGAGCGCGACCAAGCUUGAGUGCGAUGCGGCGGCGGCCGCCGAGCGGUUGCCACGGGGCUGCAGAGACCAACUGCUGGCGGGCCGCGGGUUCGGGAAGGGUGGUGGCGGCGGCGGCGAGGAGCAGGGCAGCAGUGUGGACGCCCUCACGGAUCGCCUGGGUCAGGUGCAGGUGGAGCAGCAGGGUGCAAUCACCAGCGGCGCGGGCGGCAGCGGCCUCAGCGAAGGCCAGCCGGUCGACUUUGGGGAGUUGGCCAACUCCUCAGAAGCCUACCCCGUCAGGUUCAAGACCCCCAUGAUGGCCGGCGGUGCCCAGAUUGUCGCCGACUUGCCCCCCGACGCGUGGGCGCUGCUCGCUGCUUGA